UAUUACUAUGUUUGAUUGACUUCCGUCAAAAAAAUUGUCAACUCCAACUGUCGAAAUCUUCUUUGGAUACUGUAUAUUUCUUUGAAAAAGUUUUAAAUUUAAAUUGAAGUAUAUUCAUAUUUGGGAUUAAAUGUCUCUCGUCGCAUAUUAUACUUCUAGUGACAAUGACAGUGAAGACGAAACUGGUGUUCAACAUCAUGAAAACAGCACCAAUGACAAUGUCAAUGAAACAAACCACAGUGUGGGAUCAACAACAAAUAUUUCCCUGGAAAAAAUAAUGAAAUCGGAAAAUGAAAAACCACACCAGACCCAAGAGAUUCAAAGUUUGAUCCAUGAAGUUGAUGAUUCUGUUAACUCCCUCUUAAAAAAUUUACCUGCACCAAAAACAGUGACACAAUCUGAUGGAAAACAAGAUGAUUAUCUAGAAGAUGCAGUCAAACCUAAACCAUCACAGACAGCAGAUGCUCCGAAACCUCCUUCAAAAACUAGAAAGCCAGUGAAAAUAUCUAUACCUACCAUUGAUUCAGAUUCAGAUGAUGAAAAUGAACCGAGAAAAAAGAAACAGAAAAUAGUUCCUCAGACAGGCAAAACCGGAUUGACAGCAAUUUUACCACCUCCUAUUCAUUCUUCAAGAAAAGAAUCUAACCGAACAUUAUUACCUUAUAUCUUCACAAAAAAGAAACAAACAGACUCUAAGCCAGUGAUAAAUAGUACUAACAACAGUGUGAAAUCAACAACUGUUACUAAAACUGGUCCUACAUCAGUAACAUCUAAGACUUUAAAUAUUGCCACAUAUGGAAGUGAAAGUGAGGAUAGUGGAAAUGAAGAUGACUCAUCAAAUUUCUUUGCUCUAGGUUCAGUUGAACAAACAGUUAAACCUGCUGAAUCAUCAAAUUUCUUUUCGCUGGACUCAGAAGUGCAACCUACAAAAGGGGAAAAAUCAUCAAACUUCUUUUCAUUAGAUAUGCAUAUUCAUCCCAUAAGAUCUGGUGAAUCAUCUAUGCAUUCAACAUUACCUAAAAUAAAUUUAAAUCUUCCUCCUCCAAUUAAGUCUGUUGAAACAAAAGUUACAGUAGAGACUGACCAAUCAGAUCUAUCAGCACAACAUACAAGUUUGAAGAGAGGUGUAAUUGGAACUGAUUCCUCAAUUGUGGAAAAUCCUAUUAAUCGGGACAAGCCAUUAAAUUUGAUUUCUACUAUGGAAAAUGCACCAUUGACUUUUAAAUCUACAAUGAAAAAUCCUUAUAGAAAUUUUUCAAGUUUUCAACCAGAAAAUUCUUAUCAACCAGCAAGUUAUGGAACAGAGACAGUAGGUCCUACUGUAUGUGAACAGAAUGAACAGGUUGAAGGAUAUUCUAAUGCAGACGACAUAAAUGUUUUACAGCAGGAUGAAGAGUUUCUUAGGUUACAAGGGAAGCACCAACGUGGAAAAGAGCCUAUACAAUUUGUAGAUGUCAAUGCGGAUGAUUUCAUUAGUACAGCUGAAUAUCAAAAAGCACUCAGUGAAGAGACAGAAUAUAGACCUUCACUUAAAAAGAAGGAUGGACCUUCUUCACAACAGAAAAGAAAACAUCAAAUCACAUAUCUUGCUCACCAGGCUAAAGAAAGGGAGCUUGAACUGAAAAAUGCUUGGUCACAGAAUGCCAUGUCCAAAAGACAAACACAAGCAAAAUAUGGUUUCUGAUAGUUUAUGUUGAUAUAGAACAAUUACCAUAUGUGUGUGUCAACUUAAAUUAUAACUGUGUACAAAUUACAACAUGUUGUAGACAUAAACAAUAUAAGAAUAAAGUUAUGUCUCUUUGAAAAAA
Messenger RNA from Mytilus californianus (California mussel), 1808 nucleotides. Its product is annotated as proline-rich protein PRCC-like. Lineage: Eukaryota; Metazoa; Mollusca; Bivalvia; Mytilida; Mytilidae. The transcript has 7 exons. The coding region runs from base 131 to 1684 and encodes 517 amino acids. Gene Ontology annotation, cellular component: nucleus. The record is from RefSeq and is a predicted model, not a curated record.